GCCCACAGCAAGAUGGAUUCUGGAUAUACUCUGAGUAUUGUAACAACCACCUGGAUGCUUGCAUGGAGCUCUCCAAGCUGAUGAAGGACAGUCGCUACCAGCACUUCUUUGAGGCCUGCCGCCUGUUGCAGCAGAUGAUUGACAUUGCUAUCGAUGGUUUCCUUUUGACUCCAGUGCAGAAGAUCUGCAAGUAUCCCUUACAGUUGGCUGAGCUCCUAAAGUAUACUGCCCAAGACCACAGUGACUACAGAUAUGUGGCAGCUGCUUUGGCUGUCAUGAGAAAUGUGACUCAACAGAUCAACGAACGCAAGCGGCGUUUAGAGAAUAUUGACAAGAUUGCUCAGUGGCAGGCUUCUGUCCUAGACUGGGAGGGCGAGGACAUCCUAGACAGGAGCUCGGAGCUGAUCUACACUGGGGAGAUGGCCUGGAUCUACCAGCCCUACGGCCGCAACCAACAGCGGGUCUUCUUCCUGUUUGACCACCAGAUGGUCCUCUGCAAGAAGGACCUAAUCCGGAGAGAUAUCCUGUACUACAAAGGCCGCAUUGACAUGGAUAAAUAUCAGGUGGUUGACAUUGAGGAUGGCAGAGAUGAUGACUUUAAUGUCAGCAUGAAGAAUGCCUUCAAGCUUCACAACAAGGAGACUGAGGAGAUACAUCUGUUCUUUGCCAAGAAGCUGGAGGAAAAAAUACGCUGGCUCAGGGCUUUCAGAGAAGAGAGGAAAAUGGUACAGGAAGAUGAAAAAAUCGGCUUUGAAAUUUCUGAAAAUCAGAAGAGGCAGGCUGCAAUGACUGUGAGAAAAGUCCCUAAGCAAAAAGGUGUCAACUCUGCCCGCUCAGUUCCUCCUUCCUACCCACCACCACAGGACCCGUUAAACCACGGCCAGUACCUGGUCCCCGAUGGCAUCGCUCAGUCGCAGGUCUUUGAGUUCACCGAACCCAAGCGCAGCCAGUCACCAUUCUGGCAAAACUUCAGCAGGUUAACCCCAUUCAAAAAAUGAUACCUACAGGGAGGCAGAUAAUUUUAAAAUAAAGUAAAUAAAAUUAUAUUUAUAGAUGGACCUUUUUUCGGAGAAGCACUGUUGAAAUUUAUACACACACACACACACACAGAGACCCUUGAUUGAAUAUACACACACACACAGACACACACAGACACACACAAAGAGAGAGAGAGAGAGAGAAGGAACAAAAGCAUUUUCUGUUGUUUUGGGGAAGUAAAAUCUGUGGUUGGUAGGAAGACAUAUCAAUGACUUCCAAACAUGUGAUCCUGUCUUGAAAGUUUUUUGUUUUUACCCUGUCCCUCUUCCCUUUGCUUUCAGAGAUUGACAUUUCUAGUCAUUUCUUUUCUUGUUAAAAUAAUCUCUUUGCUCCCCUGUGAUUCCUUGACUUGUCAUUAUUACCACAGAUGUGUUCGUAUUUUUUUUUCUCAUUUCUGAUGAUACUAAUGUUGAUGAAUUUUUAAUUCUAUUUGAUGUGGUAGAGUUGGGGGGUUUGGGGUUUUUUUUUUCCCCUCUUUUACUUUUCAUUGAGGAAGGGGAUGAUCUCCUUUCUCCUCUCCCUCAGCCAAUUAUUUGCAGAAGCUCCUUCAGCCCUGCAGUUCCCCCCAAAUGACCUUUUUCCAGUAUCCUCUGUCCUCAGUCAUGCCAGUCUGGACAUGUUCUGUUGUGCCCUGUGAUAUAACUGCUCGGUAUUCCUAUUGCUUUUACUGUGUUUUAGGUACUAUGGAGGGAUCAAACACCCAAAUAGAAGCAAGGGAGUAUCAGACUAUAAUGAUGCUGGAGUGGACUUCUGUUUAGGAAACAUUUUGCAUUUGGGCUGUUUCUUCUAUCGCUAGGGGUUCUCAUGUUGCAGCACUGCUGGGUCAUUGCAAUUUUGCAUCUAGGAGUUAGUUUGAACCAGUUAUUCUCUUUUUCCAAGCCACUUUUGUUAUAGGUAUCCUCCUAGGCCUGUCUCUCCCUUAGCUGAAAAGAUCUGAACUGGAAGCAAAGAAGUUGAGACUCUGCCUCCCAGGGGAGGGAUUUACCUGCCUCCCAGUACUAAAUCGGUUUAGGGCAGGGAUCCCUAAAGCAAUCAGUUCAGUGUCCUAGUUGUUUCUGCUCCCAUUUACAGAUGUUUGGAUAGCACUGAUAGGAGUAUGGAGGAGUUUUACGACAGAGCUCACUUGACCAAGAUCAUCAGCUACCUUCAAAUUAUUGACUUGGAUAGGGUCCAAGACAGAUAGUAACCUUUUACAGGAAAGAACAGGGAUGGGCAUGGAAAGAGAUAGCCUUGAUCCACAGUAUUGUACCUGCAUUUUCUACCACCCCAAAAUUGUGUGACUUCUCCCAUUGUUAACAGAUUGCAUGGACAAUCUUACCUGGCUUCUUUCCCUCUCUCUUUCUUCUUUCUCCUGCCAUCCUAGCACAUGAGGAUUUUUGGUAUUGAUAUAGUUAAAGCUGUUCUGGCACUCAGAGAAGGCCCUGUUUCCAACAUCCUCUUAUCCUCUCAUCCCAGGACAUUUGGGCAAGUGAGUAAGGGCCCAGGGACUAUUUUCCCUCUGAAUAAGCAGUCUGAGGAAGGGACUCAAAAGUGAACCCUCAGGCUCACUUUUGGCCAGUUUUCUGCUUGGGAAAAUCUAACUUUUUUCACAGUGAGGCAGGCUUCCUAUGGAUGUAGCAGUACUUGUUUUUCCUCCACACAUGGCCCUUUUCAUGGAUAUACCUUGAACAGCAAAAAGAAUGGGGCAUAAAGGAAUAAAGAUAAACUCUUCUGUGGAGAGCAAGCCACUGUAGCAUGGAAUCUGGAGAUUGGGAGUCUGUCCUAAACCCCAUGGGAGAAGACUUCAUCAUGAAAGGACCUCACCUUACCAACCAGCAGCCAUAACUGUGUGGAGGCUUCAGCAAUAGCUAGUAUGUUUACUGCUCUAUGCCUCCUGAUCCAGACCAGGCAUUGCCCAGCCUGGGAAUCCUUUCUUUGUGGGAAUUCAAUUAUAAGCUGUUUAAGCUUCUACUCUAUCACAACCAAGUCAGACUUGUAUAAUAAGUCAAAGAUGAGCCUGAUCUGGGGAGAGGGCCAGGGCUCGGGACUGGCCAUCACUGUUCAGCACAUGACCUAACUACAUAAGCCUCCAUAGCAAGGGACCUGGUGGCCAGCACCCAAGCUAAAAUGUCCUCUCUGGCAAACAGAGUGUUUUGGUAGCUGUGCAGGCCUCUCUUUAGUGUACCUCUUUUUUCUACUUUGCACUCCUCCUCAGUAGGCUUGGCCUUGACAUGCUUCUCUGGGAGUUGGCAGCACACCAGAAGGGGAUGCUUGGUCAAGUCUCUGGGCCUACAUUUUUUGACUAGGCCCUCUCAUUUCCUCCCUCCUUGGGGCUUGUACCCAGGGCUCCAGGAUCAGGGAUGUUACCUCUCAACCCUCAUUUCUCCUCUACUGAACCUACUGGGCUCACGAGAUGCCAGUAACUUGUGAACAACAAGAAAUCAUCUCCCCAUUGGUUAGAGUAUUCCCUCAGCCCAUAGCAUCAAAGCAGACCAGUGGCCAACAGCCCCAAGGGGAGCUCAGUUAAAUACCUGGGUUCAGUGUCCGAACCUGUUGUGUCCCAACAGCAAUGGCAACCCCAAGAAUUCUGUAAUCCUCCCAUUUCCGCAUGGCCCUGAGCUCCCCUUUCCUCAGCUCAACGAGACUAGGAUUUGCUCUCCAAGAAGCCUUGCUAAUGUGUUCUAUGGGACCUGCUGUGGGGAGUCCUAGGACAGACAUCUAAUUAUUCUCUUUUUUUCUCCCCUCUCUCUCUGUGUAUAUUUCUAAUGGAUCUAUAGGAACAGCAACAAGAGAGUUCUAACAAUUCUAGUGUGAAGCCAAAUAGUGAUCUUUUAGUGCUUUGGGGAUGGGGUGGGCUGGGGUGGAUGGAUGGGCAACAGUGACUUUGAUUACCCUUGCUGCUCUGCAUUUGCCAGUUUAUUCUUUUGUUUCUCUUAUCUGACUGUUUGACUCUGUCAAACAAGUGUCAAAGUUGUGUGUUAAAAAAAUGUUUAACAAAAAAAAAUGUUGUAAUGACACAAAGCCUUAUGAAAAUAUUUAUGGAGUUCAAUAAAAGAAGUAAAAAG
This is a messenger RNA of Cebus imitator (Panamanian white-faced capuchin), 4082 nucleotides long. RefSeq names its product Cdc42 guanine nucleotide exchange factor 9 (gene ARHGEF9). The coding region runs from base 63 to 998 and encodes 311 amino acids. The record is from RefSeq and is a predicted model, not a curated record. The transcript has 6 exons. Gene Ontology annotation, molecular function: guanyl-nucleotide exchange factor activity. Lineage: Eukaryota; Metazoa; Chordata; Mammalia; Primates; Cebidae.